Girardinichthys multiradiatus is the source of this 1398-nucleotide messenger RNA. RefSeq names its product nuclear factor 7, ovary-like. Bases 1 to 1398 code for a protein of 465 amino acids. The record is from RefSeq and is a predicted model, not a curated record. The transcript has a single exon. Lineage: Eukaryota; Metazoa; Chordata; Actinopteri; Cyprinodontiformes; Goodeidae. Gene Ontology annotation, molecular function: protein binding.
AUGGCAGAGAGAGCUCUUUUGGAAAGUUUCCUGAGCUGCCAUGUGUGUUCAGAGACUUUCAGAGAUCCUGUGUCUCUGAGCUGCAACCACAGCUUCUGUUCAAGCUGCCUGCAGACAUUCUGGGAACAAACUGAAAACAAGAACUGUCCCAUCUGUAAAAGAAGAUCUUCUAAGGAGACGCUUCCAGUAAAUGCUAUGCUAAAGGAACUGGCUGACUCUUUUGUUAAAAUACAGGAAUUUGAUUUGGUUGAUCAGGAGAAACCAGAGAAGAAGUUAGAACUGGUUUGUAAUAAACGUCCAGAAGAUCCUUAUUUAUUCUGUGGGAAUGAGAAGAAGGCCGAGUGUCCUCUCAGUGAAGUUUCUCUCCAUCAGGAUCCCACACUCAGUGAGCUGAAGGAGCAGCUGAAAUCUGACUUAAAGUCUCUGCAGGACAAGAGGAACAAACACAAACAGGUGGAGAAAACAUACGAUGAUGUGAUUCAACACUCCAAGAAGCAGGUGUUGUCCACAGAGAGACAGAUCAGAGCAGAGUUCAACAAGCUCCACCAGUUCCUGAAAGAGGAAGAGGAGUCCAGACUGGCAGCUCUGAGGGAGGAAGAGGAUCAGAAGGGGAAGACUAUCAUCAGAGAGAUGAAGAGGAUUCAGGAGCAGAUCUCCUCUCUGUCAGACAGUAUCUCUGCUGUUGAAGAAGACCUACAGAAAGACAACAUGUCGUUCCUCAGCAGUUAUAAAGCCACUCAGAGCAGAACCAGAGCCCAGAACUCACUGUCAGAUCCACAGCUGGUCUCAGGAGCUCUAAUAGAUGUGGCCAAACACCUGGGCAACCUGUCCUUCAGAGUCUGGGAGAAGAUGAAGGAGAAGAUCCACUUCAGUCCUGUUAUUCUGGACCCAAACACGGCACACCCCAGACUCCAUCUGUCUGAUGAUCUGACCAGUGUCAGACAAGGAGACACAUGGCAGCAGCUCCCUGAUAAUCCAGAGAGAAAUUUUUAUUAUGCCAAUGUUUUUGGUUCUGAGGGCUUCAGCUCAGGGAAACACAGCUGGGAGGUGGAGGUUGGAGAUCAUCCUGCCUGGAAUGUGGGUUUGGUUAAAGAGUCUGCGGACAGGAAGAGAUACUAUUAUGCUUCACCUAAAUUUGGUGUGUGGUGUUUAUGGCAUGGCAGUGGGACAUACACUGAUAGUGAUGGUAAGGCUGUCACAGACAAGAAGAGUAUCCAUAGGAUCAGAGUCCAGCUGGACUAUGACGGAGGGGAGGUGUCCUUCUACGACCCUGAAGACAUGUCUCUUAUCUGCACUUACACAGACACUUUCAAUGAGAAAGUCUUCCCUUACUUUAGUAUCGCACACACCGGAAAUACCAAAACCUCUGAUGUCACAAUCUCUAAAAAAACAAUCUGA